Molecule: messenger RNA, 925 nt
Organism: Drosophila navojoa
Lineage: Eukaryota; Metazoa; Arthropoda; Insecta; Diptera; Drosophilidae
Product: carbonic anhydrase
Cellular component (GO): cytoplasm
Molecular function (GO): carbonate dehydratase activity; zinc ion binding
Source: RefSeq, a predicted model, not a curated record
AUUAUAUGAAAAGAAAGUAUUUACAAUGCUCACCACGAUAAUUAUUCUCCUAAUAACCAUCAGCUGUAGCUAUGCGGAUCCUAAGCUGGAAGUCGAAUGGGAUCACGCUCAGCAUGGUCUUGAUUGGGGUGGCAGCUGCUCGAAAGGAAAAUAUCAAUCGCCAAUUAACUUACUAACAAAAUGGGAUGCUCUGCACGAGAAACACCAUUUGAAAUUACAAAAUUAUUGUAAUUUGGCUUUGAAGAAAACGGUAUUAUACAAUACAGGAUACACGGUAUCCUUGGACUUGGCAGUAAGUGAAAACGGGAAUUUCCCUCGCAUGUCUGGAGCUCUGCUAACUCGAACUUUUAACGCAACGGAGCUGCAUUUCCACUGGGGCUCGAAAAACGCGAAAGGCUCGGAGCAUACGAUAGAUGGUAAGCGCUUUGAUCUCGAGCUGCAUAUCGUGCACAGGGCACUUGGCGUGGAUGACAUUGCCGUUCUGAGUGUGCUGUUCAACAUAAGGGAGAAUGCAACUACGAAACCAGUCCUUGAGCCUAUUUUCGAUGCACUAGCAGAAGUCUCAAAAUAUCACAAAAUGGCUGAGGUUAGCGAGCCAUUUGGCUUAUGUCAACUGUUCACAGUCUUGGAUCGAACGGAUUAUUUCACAUACGAAGGAUCGCUGACUACGCCAAAUUGUCGAGAGGGUGUCACUUGGAUAGUGUUUCGAAAUCCAGUCGACGUAGCACUAGAAGAUGCCUCCAAAUUAUGGGAACUUAGAGAUUCUAAAGGCAGAUCCAUUGCAAAAAAUUACCGCAUGGUAAUGCCGCUCAAUGCGCGUCCAGUUUAUCGCUUUAAAAGAGGAGAACCAGCCAAGAUUUUGGCACCGACCCAAAACGUGGCCGAUGGCCGUGCCACUACUUAUCAGGACUCAUCGGCCUUGUGA